This is a messenger RNA of Electrophorus electricus (electric eel), 2661 nucleotides long. It is a transcript of the gene hdac3, whose product is annotated as histone deacetylase 3. Gene Ontology annotation, biological process: epigenetic regulation of gene expression. Gene Ontology annotation, molecular function: histone deacetylase activity. NCBI's taxonomy places the organism in Eukaryota, Metazoa, Chordata, Actinopteri, Gymnotiformes, Gymnotidae. The record is from RefSeq and is a predicted model, not a curated record.
AAUCUAUAGUAUCCUUGCCUCGAGAUGGUAUAUAUGCUAUGUUCAGUAAGUGACUACAAAAUAUAUGUGAUAAAAUAUUAAUGAUUGCAAAAUAUAUGACGGCAUUUUUCAUUUGAGGUCCGCAGUUUAAAAGUUCUACUCAGAAGAUUAGAUUUAAGGGUUACGCACCCCUACGAAUCUAAAAUGGUACGGUCUGUCCACUGUUGAUGGCGUUUUUAUAAUGGCGACGAUGUGGUGAAUGAAGCUGUGCCAGUCACAAAGAUUUUGCCGAAAGUUUGUUUUGAAGUUCCUCAGUCAGUCUGGUUUGGUAGUGAAAUGAACAACCGGACGGCAUAUUUUUAUGACCCAGAUGUUGGAAACUUUCACUAUGGUGCUGGACACCCAAUGAAACCUCAUAGGUUGUCCCUAACCCACAGUCUUGUGUUGCAUUAUGGCCUAUAUAAGAAGAUGAUGGUUUUCAAACCAUACAAGGCAUCCCAGCAUGACAUGUGUCGUUUCCAUUCAGAAGACUAUAUAGAUUUUCUGCAGAAGGUGAGCCCAAAUAACAUGCAGGGCUUCACAAAGAGCCUUAACACCUUCAACGUUGGAGAUGACUGUCCUGUCUUUCCAGGUCUAUUUGAGUUUUGCUCCAGAUACACUGGUGCCUCAUUACAAGGAGCAACUCAGUUAAACCAUAAGAUCUGUGACAUUGCUAUCAACUGGGCAGGGGGUUUACAUCAUGCAAAAAAGUUUGAGGCCUCUGGAUUUUGUUAUGUGAAUGACAUUGUUAUCAGUAUACUUGAACUGCUGAAGUACCACCCACGUGUGCUGUACAUUGACAUCGACAUUCAUCAUGGUGAUGGUGUGCAAGAAGCAUUUUAUCUCACAGAUCGGGUCAUGACUGUGUCCUUCCAUAAGUACGGAAACUAUUUUUUUCCAGGAACAGGUGACAUGUAUGAGGUUGGAGCUGAGAGCGGCCGAUACUAUUGCCUGAACGUACCUCUGCGUGAUGGGAUUGAUGAUCAGAGCUACAGACAAUUGUUUCAACCAGUGAUCAAGCAAGUGGUGGACUUCUAUCAGCCAACCUGCAUUGUGCUUCAGUGUGGAGCAGACUCGCUGGGCUGCGACAGGUUGGGAUGCUUCAAUCUCAGUAUACGUGGUCAUGGGGAAUGUGUGGAGUUUGUGAAGAGUUUCAAAAUUCCUCUGCUUGUGUUGGGCGGAGGAGGGUAUACUGUACGCAACGUGGCUAGAUGUUGGACAUACGAGACGUCUUUGCUAGUUGAAGAGUCCAUUAGUGAUGAGCUGCCAUACAGUGAGUACUUUGAAUAUUUUGCUCCUGAUUUCACACUUCAUCCAGAUGUCAGCACAAGGAUUGAGAACCAGAACUCUAGACAGUACUUAGAGCAGAUUCGUCAGACAGUCUUUGAGAACUUGAAGAUGCUAAACCACGCACCGAGUGUUCAGAUCCAUGACGUUCCUUCAGACCUGCUGAGCUAUGAGCGUACAGAUGAUGCUGAUCCGGAUGAGAGAGGUUCAGAAGAGAAUUAUUCCAGGCCUGAGGCAGCAAAUGAAUUCUAUGAUGGCGACCAUGACAAUGACAAAGAGAGUGAUGUGGAAAUCUGAUCUUGAUCCCCUGGGUGCCCACUUCAUUUCAUGUUAAAGUGGGACUGUUUUCUAAAAGCUGGACUACCUUGUAAUUGGGCAAAAGCCAUCUUUUAAAUACAGUUUCUUUACUUGGUUAAUGUACUGUAAAUUUAAACAUGGGAUACCUGCCUCUAACAUUAUCUGAUUACUCAUGUGUAUCAAGAUUGAUCUUUCCUAAAUAGUAACUUUCCUUUGUGAUAUUUGCAGUUUAUAAAUGUGUAAAACUGUGAAACCUUUUGAUAUUUAUUUUGCUUAUCUGCUUUAACUAACUAGUUCUACUUUAGCAUAUAUGUAAACCUAAGAGCUUGAUUUACAUAUAUUGAGUGUUUAACAUUUGUCAUCAAUCUGUUCAGUUCACAACUGCGAUUGGUUUCAUUUUUUUUACAACUUCAGUCAUAUCAGUAUUCUUAUCCAGCAUUUUCAUUUGGUAUUUCUUUAAAAUAUUCCUACAUUUAGGUUUAUUCUGAUUCUGUGUAGUGGUAUGGACGUCUUUUUUUAUUCUUCCAGUGUUCGUUUUGAUUGCUGUUCUUCCAUAGACAGUUCUUUGGGUCCUAUCCUGUGUUUUGCCUCCUGAUUUCCAAAGCAAGAGCCAAAAAUCAAAAUGAAGGUUACACAGUUAAUGUUUGAUUUUGUGUUUACAAAUUAAGUGACCCAGUCUUUAAUUUUACAAACUUGAGCUAUAGCUCAUAGCUGCAGUUAGGGACUAGAGGCAUGGGUAGCUUUUAUUAAGCAAACCAAAUCAAUAAAGUGUAGCCUUUAUUUGUAGUAUCAUUUUUCAGAUAUUAUUAGAAACUGCAAGUAAACUGCAAGCACCAAUUCUAGUAUGACUGCAUUGUGACUGCAAUACAAUAUUCAGUUCAACAUGAACAUAGGUUGGAGAAUUAAGGCAAACAUGAGAAGGAACAUGAUUUCAGUUGUGGUUUUAGAUACUUUUAGUUGCAGUGUCUGGCAAGCUUAGUUCUUGCACAAAUAUACUAAUCUUAUGCAAGAGUUUAGCACAUUAAAACAAGCAGGUUAUGUGCCUGUUUUGGAAUGUGA